Molecule: messenger RNA, 429 nt
Organism: Durusdinium trenchii
Lineage: Eukaryota; Dinophyceae; Suessiales; Symbiodiniaceae
Source: the annotation of a GenBank genome assembly
AUGGACACGUUGCCCAUGGACAUCGGCGAGGGCCCCUCUUCGUUUGGCAUGGCUUUUCAUGGUGAGAUCAUUGAGUUGGAUUCACCUCUGGCCAAAACGCCUGAUCCUGCGAUGACGCUACCUGAGCCUCUUUUUGUUGAGCCCGUGGAGCCUUCACACCCCGAGGAGAAGGAAUCCACAACCCGUGAACCUCUUGAUAAGAGUCAAGGCAUGCUUUCAAUGGAGGUGGAGCCUUCAAGCUUGGAGGCGCCUACCACCAGUGACCUUACUUUGCAGGAGAGCAAAGGCAACCAAAGCGUGCUUUCAAUGGAAGUGGAGCCAGUGGAGCCUUCAAGCUUGGAGGUGCCUACCACCAGUGGCCCUACCAUGCAGGAGAGCAAAGGCAGCCAGGACAUGCCUUCAAUGAAAGUGGAGCCUUCAAGCCCGGAG